UCACUGUAUAUCAACUGGUAUCAACAAGCUCAAUAUUUAACGUAGUGACAUUUUGAGAAAUUUCAUUUUCAAACAAGAAAUUCAUUCCAAAAUUAAUUUCAACAUACAUACAUAAGAUAAAAAUCAAUUCAAUAAAAUACAUAUAUUUGUAUACUUUUUUAAAUUGAUAAAUAAUUAUAUUUGUAAAUUUAUAAAAGGAAAAGAUGGCUCAUUAUAAAGGCGCUGCCAGUGAAGCUGGCAGAGCCAUGCAAUUGAUGAAGAAGCGAGAAAUUGCUCAACAAGAAAUUGAAUUACGCAAAAAAAAGAUUGAAGAAGAUUUAAGGAUUGCAAAUAUAGAGAACAAAUUCGCUAGCCAUUAUGAUGCAGUUGAACAACAGCUUAAAUCUUCCACAAUUGGGUUGGUUACAUUGGACGAAAUGAAAGCCAAGCAAGAGGACAUAGUAAGAGAACGUGAAAAGAAAUUGGCACAAAAAAAAGAAGAAAAAGACAGAGAGAAAUUAAGAGCACUUGAAGCAAAGCAAGCUGAAAAGAACAAACAGAAAAAGCAAAUUCAAGCUCUAUCCUUUAGCUUAGAUGAAGAUGACCAAUAUGAAAGUGAAGAAAAGAUUAGAGAAAUAACAAAAAAAAAAUGGACAGAAAUAAAAGAUGAGAAACCAUUAAAAAAAAUUCGUAAAAAUCCAGAUGUUGAUACAUCAUUUUUGCCAGACCGCGAAAGAGAAGAAAGAGAAAAUCGAGUUAGAGAAGAAUUACGACAAGAAUGGGUAGCUCAGCAAGCUGCUCUGAAAGAUCAAGAUAUAAACAUUACAUUUAGUUACUGGGAUGGGUCUGGUCACAGGCGAUCUGUUACCAUGAAAAAAGGAAAUUCAAUUUAUCAAUUCUUGCAAAAAUGUUUAGAAAUGUUAAGAAAAGAAUUUAGCGAAUUGAAAACAGUUAUGGCAGAUCAAUUAAUGUACGUUAAAGAAGAUUUGAUAUUACCACAACAUUAUACCUUUUAUGAUUUUAUCGUAACAAAAGCUAGGGGUAAAAGUGGACCGUUAUUUCAAUUUGAUGUGCAUGACGACGUUCGAAUGAUAAGCGACGCUACAGUAGAAAAGGAGGAAUCUCAUGCUGGAAAAGUUUUGCUUAGAUCUUGGUAUGAAAGAAAUAAACAUAUAUUCCCAGCUAGCCGUUGGGAACCUUAUGAUCCAACAAAAACAUAUGACAAAUAUACUAUUAAAGAUAAAAGCAAGAAGUAAAGCAUCAAAAAAUUAGCAAUUUUAUUUUUUUUUAGUUUGAUUUUAUAGUUUUAGCUUUUCUUAUUUGUUAAUUGCGGAAAAAUUUAAUAAAAGAUACUUUUAAAUAUACCUUGAAUUCUUAGA
Molecule: messenger RNA, 1358 nt
Organism: Condylostylus longicornis
Lineage: Eukaryota; Metazoa; Arthropoda; Insecta; Diptera; Dolichopodidae
Product: protein FAM50 homolog
Exons: 1
Coding region: 204-1235 (343 amino acids)
Biological process (GO): chromatin organization
Cellular component (GO): nucleus
Source: RefSeq, a predicted model, not a curated record